AUGUCGCCCUUGCAAAGCUGGCCCGUGAGUAAACGACAUUUGGAAACGCGCAAUGCUCGGUCUCCGGAGAAGGUUGAGUCGCGACCGGUUGAGUCUCGACCGGUUGAGUCGCGACCGGCUGAACCCAAGCCGCCGUUGGCAAGACGGGCCAGCUCGAGUCGACAAGUGCCGACGGAAGACGAGCGAUCAAUCCGGAAUUUGAGGGAUAGCGGCCGCCCUAGCAACAGCCACGAGAUGUACCAGGACGGCCCGUACCGGUACCGGGACGACCGGUAUCGCUGCCCGGACGGCCCAAAUCGACACCGGUACCCAGACGGUGCGGAACGAGAGAGGUACCGCGACGGUCCAGAUCGGUACCGAUACGUGGACGGGCCGGACUGUUAUCGGGAUGGCUCGGAUAGGCCACGAGAAAAUCCCGAAAGGCCUCGGGAAGGUUCCGAUAGGCCUCGGGAAGGUUCCGAUAGGCCGCCGGAAGGUUUGGACAGGCCUCGAGAAGGUUCGGAUGUAUACCCGAAUAAGUUCAACCCGAGUAGAUUUAACAGUGGGCCGGAAAAAUUCCACAAUGACCCGGACAAAUUCAACGGUGGACCGGAAAUGUUCAACGGUGGACCGGAAAGGUUCCAGAACGGCCCGGAAAGGUUCCAGAACGGCCCGGAAAGGUUCCAGAACGGGCCGGAAAGGUUCCAGAACGGGCUGGAAAGGUUCCAGAACGGGCCGGAAAGGUUCCAGAACGGGCCGGAAAGGUUCCAGAACGGGCCGGAAAGGUUCCAGAACGGGCCGGAUAGGUGUUCAGAGCCUCGCAGUUCGUACCUGGGUCGGAGCAGCGUGGCCGUGCACGGGGUCUCGCGGGUCGGGGCAGUUGUACGGCGCGACUCCGAGGACCGUUUGGACCGGGUCGUGGACCGGCGGUCACGAACAAAGUUCGGAUAUGUGCGCUACGGCGGUGUCCGGGCUCGUACGCAAUUGCUGGUCGAACUGGAUUUGCUGCGCGAAGCGGUCUAUAAGAGCUCGGAUGAGGGAGCCGCCGAAGACCUUCUCCUCUCCAUGGUUGGCGACGUCCACGACAUGCUUGUCGAACUCAAAAUACAACAGGCUGCCCCCUAG
Molecule: messenger RNA, 1104 nt
Organism: Gregarina niphandrodes
Lineage: Eukaryota; Apicomplexa; Conoidasida; Eugregarinorida; Gregarinidae
Exons: 1
Coding region: 1-1104 (367 amino acids)
Source: RefSeq, a predicted model, not a curated record